Molecule: messenger RNA, 634 nt
Organism: Leptopilina heterotoma
Lineage: Eukaryota; Metazoa; Arthropoda; Insecta; Hymenoptera; Figitidae
Exons: 2
Coding region: 17-634 (205 amino acids)
Molecular function (GO): nucleic acid binding
Source: RefSeq, a predicted model, not a curated record
UGACACAUUAUACGAAAUGGUCGUUUAUACAGAAAAAGAAUAUUUGCAAAUGAUUCAAUGCCAUGCAUUAUCAGGAGGUAACUGUCAUAGAGCUGCUCAACUAUAUAGAGAAAAGUACCCAGACAAUCAGCGAUUUCCCGGGCACCAAGUUAUUACACGGACGAUGAUUCGAAUUAACGAAGGAGGACCAAUCAAACCUGAUAAUAAAAAUAUAUCAGGGAGACCAAGGUCGAGGAGAACAGCUGAGGUUGAAGAAAAAAUUCUAGAAUAUGUUCGCGAACAUCCUCGAACCGGACUACGAGCAGUUGCGAAAAAAUAUGGUGUUUCUUAUUCCAUGGCGCAGGCGACAGUAAAGGAAGCAAAGUUGCAUGACUACAGCUUUAGAAGAGUUCACACCCUAAGCCACCGGUUUGAUCGUAAAAGGCGUUUAAAAUUUUGCAAGUGGCUUGUAAAAAGACACGAGCGUGACCCCACUUUUAUAAAUAACAUUCUUUUCACCGAUGAGUGUCGUUUUGCUAGAGAAGGUCCAUUCAACUACAGAAAUGAACACUACUGGAGUGACAGAAAUUUGUUUCUGGAGAUGCCACACUCUCAUCAAGAAAAAUUCUCUGUGCAUCUGUGGGCUGGGAUCUAG